AUGAUCUCCUCUCCUCCUGCCUCACCAGAGGCGGCGCGUCAAGGACGGGCGCAGAGCAUGUAUUCCGCGCCCUCACCAGAUCCCGUCCAGAAGCAGCGACCACAAAGCAUGCUUGGUCGACCACCGCCUCGGAGCAACAGUCGGAUGAGCCAAACUAGCAACCAUAUUGGUAGUAGAGCCUCUGACGAAGAUGGCAAGACUUCGGUCAAAGUCGCUGUUCGAGUACGACCACCUCUAGGCCCCACGGAUCCCGGCUUCGACCUCAUUCCGCAACGAUUUCAGCGUUCAAUGGUGCAGGUGAACACAGAUACCAGCCUUGCAGUCGACUCGCCUCAAGGACGAAAGAUCUUUAUCUUCGACCGCGUUUUUGGUGAAGACACAACGCAGAUAGGAGUAUGGGAUUACCUACAGGACAGUGUGGAAUCUUUCUUGCAGGGUUACAACGUCUCGAUACUCGCCUACGGCCAGUCUGGUUCGGGAAAGAGCUACACAAUGGGCACAUCAGGACCGACAGAGCAGUUUGACCCUGCGCUGAAAGGUGUGAUUCCUCGCGCUGCGCAGCACUUGUUCGACAGUCUGAAUGGCGUUGCUGCACAUAAUAGACAUAAUUCCGGGCUAAAAUCACCAACGCGCUACUCGGUGACGAGUCUCAACCAGGUCAUGCAAAAUUCCAGAAGCCUCGUAGACAAGGGUUGGGAGAUGUCGGUAACCUAUGUCGAAAUCUACAAUGAGCAACCGAGGGACUUGUUACUACCGGAGGAUGGCCCAUUUACCGAGAGAGCGAACGUCCAGAUCCGCGAAGAUCCUCGUGGCCGAAUCUUUGUCGAAGGUCUCAAUUCCGUGCGCGUUUCUUCGUUCGAGGAACUGAUGCGUGUCUUAAAUCAUGGUUCCACCAUCCGACAGACUGAUGCGACCGCUAUCAACGCACGGUCCUCUCGCUCUCAUGCUGUAUUCACCGUCAAUCUGCGUCAGACCAGGACACAAGGUUUUCCAUCCGCCAAAGAUAAGCGAUCGACUGUUCAGGGCGACCAUGGCUCAGGACACGAUUCACCCAUGACUGUGGAAAGCAAACUUCAUUUUGUCGACCUGGCAGGCAGUGAACGACUCAAAAACACUGGUGCUACUGGUGACCGAGCAAGAGAAGGAAUCUCCAUCAAUGCGGGAUUGGCCAGUCUGGGCAAGGUCAUAUCGCAACUGUCAUCGAGGAACCCCGGGACGUUCGUGUCGUACCGAGAUUCCAAAUUAACGCGAAUGCUACAGGAUUCGCUGGGUGGCAAUGCAAUCACAUAUAUGAUUGCAUGCGUGACACCAGCCGAAUUUCAUCUUAGUGAGACCCUCAAUACUGUGCAAUAUGCUCAGCGAGCUCGGAACAUUCAAAGCAAGCCGAAGAUUCAACAGAUCGAUGAUGGCGCCGACAAACAAGCCAUAAUCGAACGUCUACGAACCGAAAUUGCUUUCCUGAGACAACAAAUUCGCAGUGCGGAAGGAGGAGACCGUCGGCCUGGUAUGACUUCUGAACGCGGAGAGAGACUUCACGAACGGGAAGAUGAACUACAAAAUCAAAUGCUCGAUAUCCAGGAAAGCUAUACAGCUCUCAGCCAAAGACAUGCGAAACUCAUUUCGGAAUUGACCAAGAGUAACGACACUCAUGACCAAGUCGGAGCGAUUGCGGGAGAAAGUGCUGUGGAUCGUUUGAAACGUUCCCAGGCGAACCAAGAAAUGAUCGAGCAAGUCGUGAUGGAGUACGAGAAGACGAUUCAAAGCCUCGAGACGAAUCUUUCGACCACCCGCUCAUCACUUUCUAACACUGAGAGCAAUUUGCUUGAGAAGGAGACCAAAUGCGCAUAUAUCGAAACAAUGAAUCAGCAGCUGAAUUCGCGGGUGCAGAAAAUGAUGGACCGAGAAUCAAACACCGAACAGUAUCUCAAUGAGUUGGAGGCCAAACUCGACAAUCAAGGUACCGGUAGCGAGAGGAAUGAUGCAGUCAUCGCAGAAUUGCGCAAAGAGAUUUCCCGAAUACGAGAGAGUGAAACAAACGCCGAAGACUACAUCUGCACUCUCGAGGAACGACUGGCUGAAGCAGAUCAAGAUAUGGAAAUUAUGCAGCGCCAAAUCGAAAAACUUGAACAUCUGGUUGAGCGACAGAGAAGUUUCGGCAAGCUCGACAACUUGCUCUAUGAGCUGGACCACAACCAAGGCAAAGAUUCAAACGCGAGGUUAUCGAAAAGAACCCAUCCUGAUGCGCAGCAGACCACCGACAAUCAACAGCAGCAAGACUUGAAAACGGCAGAGGAGGUCGAACUCCCAGCCCAGAAAGAGGGCGAGCUGAAUGAAAUGUCGGAGGAAUCGUUGGCUCAGGUCAACCCAGAGUCCGACGAGGCAGGUCUCGAAAAGCUACAGAGGUCGGUGGCACAAGAACAACUCCUCAAUGUGGUGGAUCAAAAGGAUGAAGCUCUUCCAAGCCCUGCCCAAUCGAGGUUCGUCAACGAGAAGUUCGAGGCAGUCAGCCAAGAACUGUUUGACCUUCGUCUCGAACAUGAAUCGACGGUCAACGAGCUGGAUCUUCUUUCUGCAAAGUAUCGAGAGGCACUUCGAACUCUGGCUGAAAUGCAAGAAUCAAUCGAUGAAGAGCGUCAAAACGCGAUGGCGCCACAAGAGCUGGCGGUAUCCCGGAACCAGUCUUUUUUAGGCGAAAGCACACUGCAAGAGGGGUUGGAUGGACAGGAAUUGCCCUCGUCACGAUCACUCUCCUCGGAAUUAUCUUUGGCUGGGGAGUCCUCUACCUCGACAGAUACCGAUAUUACGCCGGUCUCUAAGAAGUCGCCCUCCGUGGAAGUUGCUUCACAGGAGAUUGAGCGAUUACAGAACCUUCUUGCAGACCAUGAGAAGAACAUGCAUGAAGUUACUGGGCAAUACACUCAAUUACAGGCAGAUCACAAGGACGCCUUGACGACCGUUGACCGCCUCAAGUCACAAGUUCAGCGAAGCAGGCCUGGUUCGCCUGGAACGCCCGGGAUGCUUAGGCGCAUGACUUCGCAGAUGGGUACAGGGCCCGAUCGAGGACAGCGAUCGGUGACUGCUUUGAGAUCGCUUCUUGCAGAGGAGUUUGAAAAGACACCUGACCGCAUGGAGGGCAUUGAAGUCCAUCUCUCUGCCGCUGCCAAUGAGCUGCAAGCACGUUUUGAGCGUAUUCAGGGUCUUGAAGCUGAAGUAAAGACGACAAAGAAAGAGAUGGAUCUCAAAUCUACCAUUAUUUCUGGGUUGACUAGAGAAAGAACAAGUAUCAAAGCUGGUUCUCCGGUGGAUCUCAAUAUGGUAUCUCAGUUGAGAGAUCAAAUCAUUCAGAAGGAGACCGAACUCAAGUCGUUGCACGAAGGAUAUGCUCAUCGGGAACAACGCUUGCAGGAGGAGUUCCAGACGCUUAGGAGCGCACAGACGAACGGACACAUCACCCCUGGGCCAGCCGAAACUACAGCAGAUGUCGAGUCUCUGAAUGAACAAAUAUCGCAACUACAGUCGAGACUGGAUACUGCCCAAAGAGUGGCUGAUGAGUCCCAGAGAAAUCAUGAUCGAAGCAAAGCGGAGCUUGAGGCAGCAUUGGCAAGUGUGGCCACAUUGAAGGCUCAACAAGCUUCUGGCGCAGACGACGCGGCAUCCGAUCGUGCCGUCACCGCAAUGCAGGUCGAGCGUGACAAUUAUCAACAAUUGAUCAACGACCUCAAACGAGAAGUGGAGAAGCGGCGGGGAGUCAAUGACGAGCAGUCUGCCAGACAUUCCGAACUCGAACGAUUACAUUCGUCACUCAGCAAGGAAGUCGAGGCCCGUGCAGAGCUCGUCAACUCUCAGCAAGCAGAGAUAUCGUCUCUCAAGGAGGCAAUUGCACAGCUCCAAGACAAGGUCAAGAAAGCAGAGUCUGAUGUGCUAUUCCAUAAGCAUGGCCUGAAGUCGCUCCACGACAGCCAUGCCAACGAGAUUGAGGAAAUCAAACUUGCCCACGCUGGCAAUAUGGCUGGGUAUGACGAUCAGGUUGCUGAGAUGACCGCGAAGCAUGAGAACCUCGUAUCUACCUAUAAAGCAGAACUCGAGCAGGCUUUGUCGACGAUAGACGAACUUGUUGCGCAUGUGCAAAUGGCUCUUGGCCAUCCUACAAGUGCUGAUAUGCUUGCCCGCCAUAUACAAGAUCUGGCGGACGAAAAGCGUGCCAUUGCACAAGCCAAUGUACGGUUGACUGGGAUUAAUGCCGAGCUCGAGCGCCAGCUUGAUUCAAAGCAAGGCCUGGUUGAACUUGAGGAAGAGCUCGCCAAAGCAAACACGAAACUCAGCGAUUACCAAGGAACGAUUCGCAGCCUUGCAAACGAGGUUGGGAACCAUGAAGAGACUAUCCGGGAAAAGAAUGCUUUGCUCAAGAAAGCCGAAUCCACCAUUCAGGCUAUUGAAUCCGAAAAGACCAAGAAGUUGGUCAUGAUCGAAGAGCUUGAACAACAACUGCAAAACAGCUUCGAGCAGCAUAACAACCGGGUCUCUGUCAUCCAGGCCCAGCGUGAUCAAGCUUUGAUUGAAGCUCAACACCGCAUCUCGUCGCUAGAAAAGGACCUGGAUCACCGACGAUCAAUCAACGAGGGAGGAUCGGAUAGUGGCUCUCGAAGCAACACCAUGAAAUCUCAACAUCGUCCUCAAUCUCCAGCUGUCGAUGGCCAACCACGGACCAACUCAAUGUCUUCGAAUCUGCGCAAAUCUGCAUCAAUCGCUUCAUUACCGUCGCCUCCACCAGCCAUUCCGCUACCUCCUCUUCCCAGCCUGGCGAGUGGAAUGCAGCUGAAUCCAUCACCGCCACAAUCUCGCCAUGCUUCCAAGGAAGUCACACUACCCGUCACGCCCGUCUCAGGCACAGCCGUUUCGUCGAUUUCCCAAAAUGUGCCUCGACAUUCAGCUCUGAUUGAAGAACAAGAAGCACGCUUGCGCACGGUCGAAAAGCAUCUGCACGCCGAGAAGCAGUUGACUGCCACGCUCGAGGAGGCCCUGGUCGACCUCGAGACACAAUCAAACAAAUUGCGAGCCGACGCUGAUGGUUGGAAGAAAAAGGCCUGGGCCAUGGAAGAGGAAUUGGCUAUCUCCAAGAAGGAGCGCAGAUCUGAAAGACUUAGCGUUCAAGCUGUGGAAGAGGAAGUCAAGAAGAGACGCGAAGCCGAGGCUGCGCGGGCACAACUGGAGGAGAGAAUGAGGUUGUUGACCGUGGGCAAAGAUGGCAAGACGAGGAAACGAAAGGGAAGCUCGUUGAAUUGUUUCUAA
Molecule: messenger RNA, 5289 nt
Organism: Exophiala viscosa
Lineage: Eukaryota; Fungi; Ascomycota; Eurotiomycetes; Chaetothyriales; Herpotrichiellaceae
Exons: 3
Coding region: 1-5289 (1762 amino acids)
Biological process (GO): microtubule-based movement; spindle elongation; mitotic spindle organization
Cellular component (GO): microtubule associated complex
Molecular function (GO): microtubule motor activity; microtubule binding; ATP binding
Source: RefSeq, a predicted model, not a curated record